AUGCGUUCGGGGAAUGCCGGUAGUGUGAAGUCUGCUGGUGAAGCAGGGGUUGAUUUGGAGCACAAAACGGCAGGUAGAGCAGGCGGUAGCCUUGGGGAUGGUGCUGGUGGUGGUGGUGGUGGUAGUGGAGUUGAAGGUGCAGGAGGAGAUGAUGAGAACGAGCAGCAGGAGAAGCGGAGCAGACCAGCAGGUGCGGGGAAGGAGAAAAUGGCAGGAGCAGGGACGGUGAGCGGGGAGGAUAGGGAAGGGGAAGGAGCAGCGAAGGAGGCAGUCAGAGGGGCAGGAGUGCAAGGUGCUACAGGUGGGGGGCCUACUAACGGUGCCGGCAAUGCUGGCAAUGCUGGCAGCAGUGGUGGUGGCGACAAGAGUGGCAAUGGCAGCAGCACUGCAGCAGGCGAUCCAGUGUCUGUUGAGCCUGCUGCUAAGAGGCUCAAAGGCGCCCAUGAUGCAUCCACGCCUCCUCCCUCUCACACUCCACCCUCUUCCGCGUCUGCUGCUGCUGCAGCAGCUUCUGCUCCUCCUGUCACCCGUGGCGGUGCUUCAGGUGAUGCUUCAGGUGCUGCUGGUUCAGGUGUGGUUUCAGGUGGAAAGCCACGUGCGCCCAUGUCCAUGACUGCUGUUCUGGCUGCAGCCAAGUCUCAGGCCGGGGUUGCAGCUGGAACGGCAACCAGGACAGGAGGUCAGCAUACUACUGCAACAGCAGCUUUUGCGGGAAAAGAAGAAGCGCCUAAGGAGAAGGUAGGAGAAGGUGGUGUUAGAAUGAGAGAAAAGCUGGGGGAGAGACGAGAGGUGGGAGGCGCAGGGGGCAAGGGCGUCCGAGACAGGGAGAAGGAGAAGCGUGCUGCGGAGAAGGCAGGGGGAGGAAGAGCAGGCGGCACCGGUCACAACAGUAACAGCAGUAGCAGCGGCGGCAACAUCAGUGGCCGGCUUGCUUUGUCAUCUGCUGCUCUGCACUCUCCACAGCUGCUCCCGCUCCUCCCGCUGCUCCCGGGCGGGUCUGCAUCGCAAGCAGCGCCACCAACCAAGGAGGAGCUCUCUGCUGUGGUCUCCUCCCUGCCUGCCAGCCACGCUGCCGCCGCUGCUGCUGUCGCUGCCGCCGCUGCCGCUGCUGCUGGAAGUACCAGUGGUAGGGGUGCUGGCAGUGCAGCUUUAGCAGCAGCAGGAGGAAUAGGAGGAGGAGGAGGAGCAGGAGGAGGAGGAGGAGGAACAGGAGGAAUAGGAAAAGCAGGAGCACGGGGAGUGGAAGCUGGCUCUACUGGAUCUGCUGUAACACCCCUCUCCUCCCCCACGCCACCCCGUCUCCCCACUCUAGCACCUCAUCCCAAUGUGGGAGGUGUGACGGUGGCUGCAAUGGAUAAGCAGCAGCAGCAGCAAGCCACGUCUCCAGGAGCUGGUGCUGCCGCAGGCGCAGUAGGACGAGGCGGGGGGGUAGCAGGAGCAGCAGGUAGUGGGGUGCAGCCCGCCGCUGCAGCGGCAGCGGCAGCAGCAGCAGCAGGAGCAGGAGCAGGAGGGCCGGGAGGACCUGGAGGGUCAGUGCUGCUGCCUCCUGGGUUUCACCAUCACAUGAUGCACCUGCCGCACCCAGCGACUCCCCCGCACAGUUACUUCUUCCGACCACCCAAUUCCGCUGACCCAGGUGCUGCAGCCGCUGCUGCUUCCGCUGCUGCUGCUGCUGCUGCUUCUCUCUUUGCCUAUGGCCUCGCCCCCGCGCCCUUCCUCCACAUGCCACCUGCCGCUGCUGCUGCUGCUGUCGCUGCUGCUGCUGCUUCUGCCGCUGCUGCUGCUUCUGCCGCUGCUGCUGCCUCUGGGGGUGGUGGGGGUGCUGGUGGUGGUGCUGGUGGCCUGGUUGAUUUGAAUGGUGAGGCGAAGGCGGAGAGUGAGGAGAGUGGGGAGGCUGUGGGUGGAGAGAAGGGGACUGGUGGUGCUGAGAAGGUGGGUGUGGAGAGGGAGCGAGAGAGAGUGAGGGGGAAUACAACAGGGGGGCAGCAAAGAACAGCAAACCCAUCUGCUGCAACUGCUGCUGUAGCUCCUGGUGGUGCAUCCGCUCCUCUUGCUCUCACUCCCGAAUCACUAGCCUCUGCAGCAGCAGCGGCGGCAGGUUUUCUCCUGCCAUCUCUCUCCACUGCAGGCACUCUUGCUUCUGGCAGCGCUGGUGCGUACCCAUUCAUGCCGUCGUCUGUCCUGGCGGGUGUGCCGCAGCACCCGUCAUACCUGCCGUUCCUCCCCGGUGCCCUGCCGCUGCAAGCCUGCUCGCUGCCUGUGGAUGCGACUGGUCUCACCAAGCGAGGUGCAGAGGCGGUGGGCCAGGAGCUUGCAGGUCUGGUGCUGGGAGUGGGGACUUUUAACCUCAGAGCUGCUGCUGCUGGUGGUGGUGGCGCUGUGUUCCGGUACUGCCUGGAGGGGCCGUGGGCGCGCGCAGAGUUCCUUAAGGCUGUGGUGGGACGCGUGGGGCGAGAGGAAAUGGCUCGCAUGGGCAGUAGGGUCGCUGAGAUCACUGGGUGCAGACACCAGGGCGACCAAGUGGGCAUGGCAUGGGCGCUGCUGGGGGAGGAGGCGCGCAUAUGGCAGGCCAUGGCUGGCGGGGCGGGCACGGGCACGGGUGCAUGGGGCAGGGCGUGCCAGCACCUGGAGGCAGCGCUGCUGCAGUCCCUGGGCAGCCUCGCCAGACGAUUCACUCUCAAGGACAAGGAAUACCUGCAGCGAGUGGCAGGGUGCGGGGACACAGUGACGCGGGAGCAGUGGGAGCGUGUGUGGCGGUGGUUCUACCCCCUCGUGCUCGCUCUCUCGCGCCCACACCUGCGCCCCGCGUGGCUGUCGCUGUCACCCCUGUGGAUAAUGGGCUCCGUCACCAGGGACGAGGCAGAGACCCUGCUGCUGGAGAAAGCAGUAAGGGGGUCUUGUGUCCCUCCCCUGUCGUCCUUAUCCCGUCCCUCCUUUCCCUCCCUCCCUUCCCUCUUUUCCUACUCCAACCCUCUCCCUCGCCUCCCUUUUCCCCUAUUCUCCCAACUCACCCUUUUCCCUCUCGCUUCACCCUCCCUUCCCCUCACCCUCCCUCCCCACUCCUCUCCCCCUGUCCCGCCCACCCUGCAUGCCGCUCUCCCCAGCAGGCGGAGGGCCCAUCGCCCCCCUCCUCCGCCUGGUACCUCGUGCGCUUCCCCUCACCCUCCCUCUCCCACCUCCCUCCCCCACUCCCCCCUACCCGCCCAUCCUGUAUGCCUCUGCCCCGAGCAGGCGGAGGGCCCAUCGCCCCCCUCCGCCUGGUACCUCGUGCGCUUCCCCUCGCCCGCCACUGCAUGGCCGCAUCCCGAUGCGGGCUCGCUUGUUGUCAGCUUCACUACCACCCAGGGGGCCGUGCAAGCAGGGGGGGCAGCGGCAGCAGGGGGAGCAGGGAGCGGGGGGGCAGGACCAGGGAGAGCAGCGGAGGCAGGGGUGCGUGUGCAGCACAGGCUGCUGUGCCUGCAUGCUGAUGCUGAUUCGACCGGCCUAUCACCUGAUGCCACGUGUCCUCCAGACAGGCCCCUUCCAGACCUCCUCCAAUCAGAGCCCCAGCUAGGCCAGCUGCUACCUCCCCCACAUGCACCCUCCCCCUGGGCUCUCAGUGAGUGGGAGUCUGCUGCUGUUCUCCCUCCCCCUCCCCACCUCAUCCUCCCCCUCCCCGCUCCCCCCUCCUUAUCUGAGGGGGAGGAUGUUGGCACUGCUGGGGGAGUGCGGGAGAACGUUGGGGGACAGCUUGGGGGAGGGAUGGGGGUUGGGGUGAAGAGAGGACGGGAGGAGCGAAAGGGUGCAGGGGAAGGGGAGGGGGAAGGGGAUGGAGACGGAGGGGGGGUUGCGGAGAAGAGAAGGAAAACGAGUGGGGGAGGGGGGAGAGGGAGAGGCAGGCGGAGACGAGGAGGGGAGGAGGAUGGGGCGGGUGGUGUGAAUGGGUAUGGGAGGGGAGAGAGCAGAAGAGGACAUGAGAAGGAGAAUGAGAUGGGUGGAGAGAGUGGAGGAGGAUAUGGACAGGGGAGGAUGGAGGUGGAUGAAGGGGAGGUGGGAAAUGGGACGUUGGGGGGAGAGAGGGAGAGUUAUCCUGUCCCUCCACUUGCAUCAUACCAGUCUGCAGCAACGCAGUCUGCAGGAGCAGCAAUGUUACCACCACCACCACCAGCAGCGGCGGCGGCGGCGGCGGCAGCAAGCAGGCUCCACCCGCCUGCCAUGCCCAACUUCCGAGUCCCUCCCUCGCUCGCGGCCACUCCGCCCCCGCCCAUUCCUCACUUGCCAACCGCUAAUACCUCCUCCGCUGCCUCUGCUGGCACCCCUGCCCCUCCUGCUGGCCACGUGCCCGUGCGUGCCCCUGCUCCCACUCCCCACUCUGCUUCUCCCUCGGCCACCUCCCUGGCAGCUUCAAAUGCCAACUCUGCUGCGGUAGCCCCUUCACACACGUCCCCCGCCCCACCCACGGCCACCCGCAUUCCUGCUUCGGCAGCAGCAACAGCAGCAGCAGCUCUCUCUUCUGCCCGCCCUGUCUCAACUUCUCUUCCUCCUCCCCAUCUCUCUUCCUCUCACCCUGCUCCCUCACACGCUCUCCCGCCCUCAGCCCACCCUCAUGCCUCCUCCACACGCCCACCCAAUAGCAUCCCGCUCCCACCACUCCACUCCUCGCUCUCCUCCCUCACAUCCCACCCCCUCCCCUCAUCAUCCUCUUCCACCUCAGCCCAGCAGCACGACCCGACUGCAGCAGCGCCCUCCCUCUCCCCCACCCCUCCCCGCCCAAGCCUUCUGUUUGGGGCGGACAUAAGUGCUGCGCCGGCAGCAGCAGCGGCAGCGGCAGCAGCAGCAGCAGCAGCUGCUGCUCCAGGAGCAGGAGCAAGGGGGCUGGCAGGGAAGGGUGCAGCUGCAGCGGCCAAGGUAGCUGCUUCUGGUGCCGUGCCUGGGGUUAGGACGUCUCCCUCCCCCAUGCCUGCCGGGGCUGCUGGUAGAAUUUCCCCUUCUCCCACCGCCAGAGUGCCUGCUGCAGGAGGAGCAGUGCAAGAGGCCUUUACUGAGCAAGGAGCAACUGUGAGAAGACGAUCAGAUGAUGCAGCUGCUGCUGCUUCGGCUGCUGCUGCUGCUGCUGCUGCUGCUGGUGGCGGUGGUGGUGGUGGAGGGGGUCGAGAGUCUAGGGGAAGAGGAAGGAGAGGAGGAGGGGGCGGUCGGAAGGAAGGUGGUCGAGGUGGAGUAAUCGUUGGGCAGAAGCUGGCGGCCAUGGCUGAUAAUGAGCGUGUCGCCGAGGUAAGAUGUCUUGCGCACCUUUCCACCAGGCCGCAGCAGGCAGAGUCGGACGAGUUACUUCUCGAGCAGCUAUCGGCGCUGUCUGUCCACAUGCAGCAGCAGCUGCGACAGCGGGAGCAGCAACAGCAGCAGCAGCAACAGCAGCAGCAGCAACAGCAGCAGCAGCAGCAACAACAACAACAAGAACAACAGCGCAAGGAAACGUCACGACAGUCACACUCGCAGCUGCCGCAGUUUCCUCUCAGCACGCCGCCAGAAACACACUUCAAGAUCGAAUCCCAAACCCCCCUCUCGUCUCUGCUCCCUCCCACUUCCUCAAUUCCGCACCACGCGGACGAUACCUUCGCUUCACCUCCGCAUCUCCGUGCAUGCAUGAGCCAGCCCUCUCUCUUGCCCUCCGACGCCUCUUUCUCCCCUCAACUCUCCGCAUCGCCUCGCAACCGGCUCGCGCGCCUUCACCCGCACCCACCUCCGCCCCCCCACUUCCGCGCAGCCCCGUUUUCCCCAAUUGAGCACGAUGGGACUCCGCUCCUCAAUUGGAGCUCCGAGGGCCCAAUUCCGCAUAUCCCCUCCCCCGCGCCCCCGCCUGCACUGGGCGUUGGAGCGCCGAGUGCCUCUACCGCGCACGUCGCCUUUCCGCCCGUCCAGGGCUUCGUAUCUCCUUCGACUCUUCACGCACCUCGUCACUUGCAGUAUCUCAACCCUCUUCACCACCGCCACUCACGCGCGCCGCACGAUAAUCCUUCGAAUUGUAUUCAUCCGCACGAUCAUGAUGGAGAGGCGGAGCCGCGGCUUAUCAAGAUGGGCUCCGACCCCGGCAGCUGUAGCAGCGGCGGUUGCGGCGGGGGAUGCGGGAACGGCGGCGGCGGCGGCGUUUGCUGCUGCAGCACGAGCAGCGGCGGCGGCAGCGGGGCCAGCGGGGAGGCGCAGCUAUGGGCGGAACACUGGGGCGGGGAAGGAGGCGGGCCGCGGAAGGGGAUGCGCCGAGUGCAGUCGGAGGUGCCCUUUGCGCCAUCGGCGGAACAGCGCCAGGCGCCCAUAGGCGGGCACUUCUACGCGGAACGACCUGGCGGCACUGCGGGCGCCGGGGGGGAACUCGCGGGCGCUGGCGGGAUGGCGGGGCGAGGUGCGGGGAAAGAUGCGGGGAGGAGCGCGGGGACGUUCGGUCCGCAGCCCGUGGCGAGCUUCGGCGGAGCGGGGUUUCUCCAGACCGUCGAAUCGUCCUCUCUCUCGCUCUCCCUCACUCGUUCCUGCAGCAGCCUGGGCGUCGCAAGUGACGGCGCGGAGGGCGGCGGCAGCGGCAGCGGCAGCGGCAUUGAGAGGGGGGAGAGGGAUAGCGAGGCGGACAUGGAAGCGGAGUCGACGCGCCCCGCGGGAGGCAUCAGCAAGCGCACAGCAGCGCCGCUACAGUCGCGCGCGACGCUGGCGCUGGCUGUAGCCCUAGGGGGACUGGGGGACCUGGGGGGCGCGGGUGAGCUGGGGGGAUUAAGAGGGUUGGGGGAGUUGGGGGAGGCUGGAGGGCUUGAGUGCGGCGGGUGGGGUACCAACAGGGGGGAAGCGGCAGCAGGGGGAUUGAGGGCGGGUGGCGGUGGUGGUGCUGCAGCCGGGUUUAGGGGGAGUGGAGGAGGAGGAGCAGCAGCAGUUGCUGCUGCUGGGGGGAUAUGUGGUGGGACGAUGGGAGUGGGAGGUGGUGAGUGGGAGGUGAGGGAUAUGUGUAGAAUGGAGACUGUUCCAGAGUAA
Messenger RNA from Closterium sp. Naga37s-1, 6990 nucleotides. The record is from the annotation of a GenBank genome assembly. Lineage: Eukaryota; Viridiplantae; Streptophyta; Zygnematophyceae; Desmidiales; Closteriaceae.